This is a messenger RNA of Arachis duranensis, 1845 nucleotides long. RefSeq lists its product as uncharacterized. The record is from RefSeq and is a predicted model, not a curated record. NCBI's taxonomy places the organism in Eukaryota, Viridiplantae, Streptophyta, Magnoliopsida, Fabales, Fabaceae. Bases 324 to 1460 code for a protein of 378 amino acids. The transcript has 7 exons.
UAGGACUUUUCGAAACAGUCUUUCUCUCUCUUAUUGUUUGGUGGAAGCUGCAAAAAAAAAUUAAACUUUCUCUGGAGAAGGAGUAAUGGAGUAUAGAGGGUAGUGGCCGUCCAAUUGGGACACCCUAAAAUCAUUAAAAAUUCAAUUUUUAAUUUCUGUUAACUUAAGUUUUAAUUUUUAAUAGUCAUCUAUUUUCUCUCCUUCUCCUUUGUUCUCUUCUUCCUUGUCUUUGUCCCUUGUCCUCUUUUUGCCGUUCACCUUUGAUCUCUUUCUUUCUCUCUCUAACGAUUUCGAUUCAAAUAGUGUGUGUGAGUGAGUGAGUGAUGACGCCGGAGCAGGAGAAAGAGAAGGAGGAGAAGGGGGAACAGGAAGAACAGGUUUUGGUCCUUGAUGCUAUGAAGAGGUAUAGGAAUGGUGAAAUUUGGGAUUUUGAGGAUGACAUGGCUGUCUCUGAUGGACAUGGUGGUGGUGAGAAUGGUGUUCUUUUGGGUUUGGAUGGUGGAACAACAUCAACUGUCUGCAUUUGUUUGCCCAUGGUUCCUUCUUUUUCCCAUUCCCAGCUCCAGUCUCUUCCAAUUCUUGCAAGGGCUGUUGCUGGCUGCUCUAAUCACAACAGUGUUGGAGAAAUUGCUGCAAGGGAAACAUUAGAGCAAGUCAUGGCAGAUGCCCUUUCAAAAUGUGGUUCAAAACGAUCUUCAGUCCGAGCUGUUUGUUUGGCUGUAUCUGGUGUUAACCAUCCAACAGAUCAACAAAGAAUUCUCAAUUGGCUUAGGGAUAUAUUCCCAAGCCACGUGAAGCUGUAUGUUCGGAAUGAUGCUGUGGCUGCCCUGGCAAGUGGAACAAUGGGUAGGCUUCAUGGAUGUGUAUUGAUUGCGGGCACAGGGACCAUUGCAUAUGGAUUUACAGAGGAUGGCAAAGAAGCAAGGGCUGCAGGUGCUGGACCUGUCUUAGGUGACUGGGGCAGUGGAUAUGGAAUCGCUGCACAGGCCUUAACUGCAGUAGUGAAAGCGCAUGAUGGUCGAGGUCCUAGUACAAGGCUUACGAAUAGUAUUUUACAAGCACUCGAUCUUUCUUCCGCAGAAGAAUUAAUCGGGUGGACCUACGCAGAUCCAUCUUGGGCGCGCAUUGCAGCACUUGUACCGCUUGUCGUGUCCUGUGCAGAGGCUGGGGACGAGGUUGCAAAUAAGAUUUUGCUAGAAUCUGUACAAGAGCUGGCUUCAAGUGUCAAAGCUGUUGUAGAGAGACUUGGAUUAAGUGGUCAAGAUGGCAAGGAUGCUUUCCCGCUUGUGAUGGUUGGUGGUGUUCUUGAAGCGAAUAGGAGAUGGGAUAUCGGAAAAGAAGUAGUAAAUUGCAUUUCUAAGUACUUUCCCCGGGUACUUCCAAUUAGACCAAAGGUUGAGCCUGCUGUUGGAGCAGCAUGGUUAGCUUGGAACUUUUUCAUGAAAGACUGUUAUAGUUAAAUAUGUGGUUGCUGACAAAUGUUGGAGCGGAAUAAGAGAAAGAAGACACUCUACAACCUCCAUUUCUUAGUGAUUAGAAUUAGUACACAAUGGCUAAACUGAGAAGCUAAAGGAUACAAUUCAUGUAACACUCAAUUUAUAUUAGCACAUGGCACUUGCCACUUGUUAGACCUUAGUUCCUUUCCCACUCUCUUGAUUCCCUCAUAUACAUAUGCUUGUGUAAAUAGCUUAUAGUGGUUAAACAGAGUUGUGUCUUAAAUUCUUAUUUGUGAUUAAACUUGUCAUUUUUGUUCUUGAUUGUCACACAGUUGUAUUUUUUUGUUUUGUUUUAACUUUUCAUGCAAUCAAGAUCAGAAGGAUGCAUUCAUAAAUUUUAUAUUUAACA